CCUCCCUCACAACCAAUCACAAGCUGCCGCUCUGACAUCCGCCCAACCAAUCAGCUCGCACUUCUCAGUUUGACUCGUCCGCUUAGCCAGAUAAACUUUAUGCUGGGAUCGGCCCCGGGGGUCCCCGGAGAUGGGCGGGUCUCGAGUGACGCCAGCGAGACAGUAGCCAGUCGUCUUGUUUGUCUUGCUUGAUUGAUAGGUUCGUCAGCCAAUAGGAUUCAGGCGCUGGUAUUUCCUGUAUAGUAGUUUUUAAUAUGGCGAAGACUUACGACUAUUUGUUUAAACUGCUUCUGAUCGGUGACUCGGGGGUCGGAAAGACUUGCGUGUUAUUCAGGUUCUCAGAGGAUGCCUUCAACUCUACCUUCAUAUCUACUAUAGGUAUUGACUUUAAAAUCAGAACUAUAGAAUUAGAUGGCAAACGAAUUAAGCUACAGAUAUGGGACACUGCUGGGCAAGAGAGGUUUCGUACAAUCACAACGGCAUAUUACAGAGGAGCAAUGGGGAUUAUGCUGGUAUAUGAUAUUACCAAUGAAAAGUCAUUUGACAAUAUAAAAAACUGGAUACGAAAUAUUGAAGAGCAUGCGUCGGCUGAUGUUGAAAAAAUGAUUCUUGGAAACAAAUGUGACGUGAAUGAAAAACGGCAAGUUUCGAAGGAGAAGGGGGAUAAGCUGGCAUCCGAGUAUGGAAUUAAAUUUAUGGAGACUAGUGCAAAGGCCAAUAUCAAUGUGGAAAAUGCUUUCUUUACAUUGGCGAGAGACAUCAAAGCAAAAAUGGACAAAAAGAUGGGAAACAGUUCCCAAGGCAGUAAUCAAGGCGUGAAAAUAACCCCAGAACAACAGAAGAAGAGCAGUUUCUUUCGAUGUGUCCUUCUGUGAGGGACCUUGCCUUAAUGGAGUUCCUUGCUUCAUCAAACUGGACUGUGCCUGUAUUUGAAUUCCUAUUAUCACAGACCUAGAACCUUAAAGCACCAGCUCUGCCAAACUUUGGCUACCUGAAUGAGAGUGAUAAGCUCUGUUUUACUUAGCAGUUCUGGAAAAUGUUUGUUCUAAGUUUGUACAUUUCUUCAACAUAUUUUCUUUU
Messenger RNA from Nanorana parkeri, 1080 nucleotides. It is a transcript of the gene RAB8A, whose product is annotated as RAB8A, member RAS oncogene family. Bases 255 to 875 code for a protein of 206 amino acids. Gene Ontology annotation, cellular component: dendritic spine; trans-Golgi network transport vesicle; endosome. Gene Ontology annotation, molecular function: GTPase activity; GTP binding. The transcript has 8 exons. Lineage: Eukaryota; Metazoa; Chordata; Amphibia; Anura; Dicroglossidae. The record is from RefSeq and is a predicted model, not a curated record. Gene Ontology annotation, biological process: neurotransmitter receptor transport to postsynaptic membrane; protein secretion; cellular response to insulin stimulus.